AUGGCGUCAAGCCCGAACGUCUCGCUGUCGCGACUGCGCCUCUUCCUCGCGCCCCAUGCGGGUGCACCGCCGACGGACCGCCCCGAGAGCCCGCGGCGUCAGACGCUCGCGUCGCCCUCGUCCGACUCGGUCGCGACGGUCACGGCCCUGAACCCACUCACAAAGGAGUUCCAGCGCGUCCGGUACCUCUUGCAGGCGUCGCUGCCCGGGUACCGCGUGCCCGACGACGACGUGAUGAUCUGGGACAUGCAAAACCCGGCGCUCUCGGCGCAGUAUGAGCAAGCGACCGGUGGCUUGCUCGAGCUCGACUCGUGGGUCGCGGUCGAGGACCUCGGGCCGUCGAUUGAGCAAGUGUACUCGUACGGCUUCCACGCGCCCCACGAAGCGUCGCAUGCGAUGAAGCUCACGACCGGCAACAUCACCAUGGACCAGCCGGGCAAAAAGGGCAAAAAGCAAUAUGUGCUCUGCAAGGUCGCCACCGGACGCUCCAUGGUCAUUGAGGACGAGGCGAUGGCCGCGCAGCCGCUGCCGCCCGGCUACGACAGCUACUACAUUGUGCCCAAGGCGCCUCGCACCACGGGCUACUGCCACGAGUACAUUGUGACCAACACGCAGCAGAUCUUGCCGCAAUACCUCGUGCGCUUUGGGUACCAAUGGAUGGAUCCCAAGCUGCGCCAGCGCCUCUGCGCGCUCUGCGAGCUGCUUCCGGCCGCUGUCGCAUGCCGUUGCUGCGAAGCCGAGCUCUGCGCGGCCUGCGACCACGACACGCACGCCGCCAACAAACUCAUGAGUCGACACGCGCGCACACCACUGUCGAUUGACGCUGCGCGACCGACGACGUACGUGGGUCAGAACGCGCUCCACGACACCAAGCACGUCGAGUUUUACUGCCCCGUCUGCGCCGUCCCCGUCUGUGUCAAUUGCAAGAUGGUCGGCGACCACUCGUGCGGCGAGAAGGGGCUCCACCGCCUCAUUAGUAUCCCGGACGCGUACGAGCAGAGCUUGAAAGAGUCCAACAAAGUGGACCCACUCGUCGAGUCGCGCAAGAUGCUCAUUGGAACGAGGCUCGGACACAUUACCGAGCGCGUCAACGACGUCAAGCGCAACCGCGAUGCUGUCGAGAUGCUGCUUCGAAGUACACUCGACGCAGCCUUGGCCACGCUCGAGGCCGAGACCAGCGCCAAGCUCCGCGUCCUUCGCUGCGAAGAGCUCGAGCUCUCUCGCCAGGUCCAGCAGAUCGCGUGGGCCGACGAGUUCCUCGCCCUUCAGCGGCAGACGCUCCCGCCCGUCGCGUUCUUAAGUGCGUGGCACGAACACAAGCCGCUACGCAUCGAGCAGCGCGACUUUCCUGUCGCGAACGCGCCGUCGUACGAAAGCGUCAAACCCGAUCUCCAGCUUGUGGGCCGCCUUCGCGUCAUCGCGGGCGAGUACCAUGAGGACGCGUCAUCGUCGGUGCUGGUGCCGCCGCACGUCGACGCGCUCGACGUGGGUCUCGUCUUGUCGCCGAAAGGCAAAAAGGUCAUUGAAGACGUCCGGAAAGAUCUGCUGCAACAGCCAAUGCGCAUCCUCCCUCGUGACGUGGCACCACCUAAGGCCGGCCACGCAAUCACGGCCACGCUGCGUGGUAUUUCGGUCAACCAGCGGAAGGUUUCGCACGUCGUGUCGGCGCGCCAUGAGAUUUGGACGACCAAGUUGCGCCAGGAAAUGGCCCAACUCCACCCGCCGCCGCCACCGGCUAGUACGUGA
This is a messenger RNA of Saprolegnia parasitica CBS 223.65, 1746 nucleotides long. RefSeq lists its product as hypothetical. Gene Ontology annotation, molecular function: zinc ion binding. Lineage: Eukaryota; Oomycota; Saprolegniomycetes; Saprolegniales; Saprolegniaceae. The coding region runs from base 1 to 1746 and encodes 581 amino acids. The record is from RefSeq and is a predicted model, not a curated record. The transcript has 6 exons.